Messenger RNA from Clunio marinus, 448 nucleotides. The record is from the annotation of a GenBank genome assembly. NCBI's taxonomy places the organism in Eukaryota, Metazoa, Arthropoda, Insecta, Diptera, Chironomidae.
AUUAAUGUCCAUGACAGUAGCACGACUUGGCAUGAAAGGAAAUUUAUUCUUGAAUCACGUUAUUUAUUAAAAAAUUAAUUAUUAAACAAGCUAAAAAGGUAUAUAAAUUGGUGAUUCUAGAGAACUGAAACUGGUUUAUUAUAAGUUUUUAAAUUAUAACUCAAAGUUGAACUUUCAGAAUGUCGAGAAUUUUGUUGUUAUUCUUAUUUGCAUACGUUUUCACCAUUAUUGGUUUUGUUAUUGCUGGAGGAGAUGUGGGAAGUUACCCGAAAUGUUCAUUAGGUGAAUCGGAACCGUGUGUGCAGGAAGUUGAAGGUUUUCGAUGUCCCACAGGUUAUUCAUUUGUAUCAGCAGAUAUUACCGACACAAACUGCUGUUGUGAAAAGAAUUAAUUGUUAGCUCAAAUUAAUCUGUUGACUUUAUAAAUAAAGAAACAUAAUUUAGAUCA